Spirometra erinaceieuropaei is the source of this 1098-nucleotide messenger RNA. The record is from the annotation of a GenBank genome assembly. NCBI's taxonomy places the organism in Eukaryota, Metazoa, Platyhelminthes, Cestoda, Diphyllobothriidea, Diphyllobothriidae.
AUGCGUGGUGCCGAGACUGGUAACGCCCAUGGGUCGGAUCAUGUCCUCGUCCGUACACGCCUGAAAGUUCACCUCUCAUCCGCACCAAAAAUGCCACGUCCUAGACGCCUCAAUGUCACAAAUAUCCGGCAAGCCAGCACUGCCGAGGCCCUAAGCAGAGAAAUCCGGACCUGUUUUACGGCCCGAGCCGACGGAGAAGUCAGUAACCAAUGGUCGUCACUGAAGACAUCGGUCUAUGGGGCUGCUGAGAAAAUCCUUGGAUACACCCAGCGACGCCGCAGUAACUGGAUCAGCGGAAGAACCCUGCAGUUGUCUGCUCAGACGGCUAGAGCCAGGUCGCGCAACGAUGACUACUUCCGCCAACUUCGGAAGAUGACGGCAAAAUCGGCCAGGGAUGACCGGAAACAAUAUUUGGCUGAAAUAGCGACAUCCAUGGAACAGGCCUCGAACGUUGGUGACACUCGAAAGCUCUACCGUCUGAUCGGCCAAGUUAGCGGUAAGCCCUCUACACUGAGUGACUCUGUUCGCGAUGUGAACGGCGGCUUUAUUGCUGACAACUCGGCCAAAGUCGAGCGCUGGUGUGAGCACUUUGAGCACCAUCUCAACUUUGAUACCCAACCUACAUCGCCCUUGUUCUCCUCCUCAGCGGAGUUUCUUCCCUCUCCUACCUAUGCAGUGCCAUGCGAUCCCCCCUCCGAGGAAGAAGUCGCCGAUGCCAUACGAAAGUUGCGCAACAAUAAGGCACCCGGAGAGGACUGUAUACCCGCUGAAAUCUUUAAGUCCUGUGUCGACACUCUCGCGCCCUGGCUCCAUGAGGUGAUUGAACGCGCGUGGAGAGACGAAGUUUUUCCUGAUGACUGGGGCUUAGGCAUCCUUGUACCUGUCCUCAAGAAGGGAGAUAAGACGAGAUGCGAGAACUACCGCGGCAUAAGUCUCAUCGACGUUGCUACGAAGAUCUUUGCUAUUGUCCUACUCGGACGAUUCCAGCCUGUGCGUGACUCAAGGACGAGGCCCAACCAAGCCGGAUUUCGUGCUGGACGUGGAUGCGUAGAUCAGAUAUUCACACUGAGGCGCAUUCUCGAAUUUCGCCAUAGCUAA